Molecule: messenger RNA, 627 nt
Organism: Arxiozyma heterogenica
Lineage: Eukaryota; Fungi; Ascomycota; Saccharomycetes; Saccharomycetales; Saccharomycetaceae
Gene: EFB1
Product: translation elongation factor 1 subunit beta
Exons: 1
Coding region: 1-627 (208 amino acids)
Biological process (GO): translational elongation
Cellular component (GO): cytosol; eukaryotic translation elongation factor 1 complex
Molecular function (GO): guanyl-nucleotide exchange factor activity; translation elongation factor activity
Source: RefSeq, a predicted model, not a curated record
AUGGCCGCUACUGACUUCUCCAAAAUCGAAACUAUCGCUAACUUAGAUAAGCAAUUAGCUGAAAACUCUUACGUCGAAGGUACCUCCGCUACUCAAGCUGAUGUUGCUGCUUUCAACGCUUUCAAGGCUGCUUACCCAAAUUUCACCAGAUGGAUUAACCACUUAGCUGCUAAGGCUGAUGAAUUCGACUCUUUCCCAGCUGCCUCUGCUUCCGCUGCUGAAGAAGCUAACGAAGAUGACGACGAUGAUGUCGAUUUAUUCGGUUCCGAUGAUGAAGAAGAUGAAGAAGCUGAAAAGUUAAAGGCCCAAAGAGUCGCUGAAUACAACGCCAGAAAGGCCGCCAAGCCACCAAAGCCAGCUGCUAAGUCUAUCGUCACCAUCGAUGUCAAGGCUUGGGACGAUGAAACUAACUUGGAUGAAAUGUUAGCUAACGUCAAGGCCAUCCAAAUGGACGGUUUGGUCUGGGGUGCCCACACCUUCGUUCCAAUCGGUUUCGGUAUCAAGAAAUUACAAAUCAACUGUGUUGUUGAAGAUGACAAGGUCUCUUUAGAUGAUUUACAAGGCCAAAUUGAAGAAGAUGAAGACCACGUUCAAUCCACCGAUAUUGCUGCUAUGCAAAAAUUAUAA